AUCAGACUACAUUAGACUGCGGAGAUUAGAUUAGUCUGUAGAUUAGAUUAGACUGUGGUGAUUAGAAGGGACUGGUGAUUAGAUUAGUCUGUAGAUUAGAUUAGACUGUGGUGAUUAGAUGAGUCUGUGGUGAAUAGAUUAGACUGGGGUGAUUAGAUGAGUCUGUGAGGAUUAGAUUAGACUGUGGUGAUUAGAUUAGACUGGGGUGAUUAGAUGAGUCUGUGGUGAUUAGAUUAGACUGGGGUGAUUAGAUUAGACUGUGGUGAUUAGAUGAGUCUGUGGUGAUUAGAUUAGACGGUGAUUAGAUGGAGUGAGCGGUGCUAAGCAGCUGUGUGUGAGUUGCAGACGGUUAGCAGUGAAGGAGGAAGUAAAGACUCUUAUUUUGAUGUUUCAGAUAUAAAACGUCGGUGAAGUCAUCACUCGCUGACUCAGCGCUGUGUAGCGUUGUGGCUAAUCUGUGUGCUAAUCUGGCCCGGCCGAUUCCCCCCAUCAUGCCCGCCCUGCUGGAGAGGCCCAAGCUGUCGAACGCCAUGGCACGCGCUCUACACAAACACAUCAUGAGGGAGAGAGAGAGGAAGAGACAGGAGGAGGAAGAGGUGGAUAAAAUGAUGGAGCAGAAGCUGAAGGAGGAGGAGGAGAGGAAGAGGAAGAAGGAGAUGGAGGAGAGGAUGUCUCUGGAGGAAACCAAAGAGCAGAUAAUGAAGAUGGGAGAGAAGCUCCAGGGUCUGCAGGAGGAGAAACACCAGCUGUUUCUUCAACUGAAAAAGGUUCUGCAUGAGGAGGAGAACCGGAGGAAAGAGCAGAGUGACAUGACGACACUGACUUCAGCUACAUAUCAGCCCAACAUGGCCGUCCACUCGGGACAGCAUCUGCUCAGCAUGCAGCCGGGGUCUGUCUCUCAUGCCCGGUCUGCAGUUCUCUUAGGAGAGCGCAACAAGCAGCUUUUCCAGCCUCCUGUCAUUUCUGGUCGUCCUUUUCCGUCUCAGCCUGGUUUCGGUGCUGUUGUUUCUGAGCAUGCUCAGUUUGGAGUUCAGGCAGGUCAUGGGUCAUUCGGAGUCACACAGCCCCAACACGCCACAGCCUUUAACCCCGGCCAAUCAGCACCUGCCACCUACAGCAGCCCCGCCCACAUCAGAGGUGCAUCAGCAUUCCAGGCCAUGCAGUACUUGCCUCAUCAGCAACCAGGCUACACCGUACACACUCACUUCACGUCCCAGCCAGGUUUUCUCCCGAGCGCUGGGAUCCCCUUACAGAAGCAGUUGGAACAUGCCAACCAGCAGUCAGGCUUCACCGACUCUAGUGCGUUGAGGCCCCAUGCACCCUCAGGCUCUCCAUCCCAGUGCUGCAGGUUGCUGCCCACUCCCUCCAUCGCUGUGCAGAUCCCUCACACUAAGGCCGGCUUGCCGUACGCUCCCCCCACCCAGACCAGCAUCACCCGGAUCCUUCCCACAGCACGCGGCUACGUUUCAGAGCUCGUCUCAGCCGCCACGCCACGCCUACCUCUCUCACAGCCAAUCAGGACAGAGGUUCUAUCACCAUGGCAAAUAAUCAGCCAGUCAGAUGCUGGAUGUAGAGGAUGGUGAUUUGGUCCAGGUUCAUUCACAUUGCUGCCCCCCCCCCCCCCCCCCCCACACACACACACACACACAGUAACUCUUUUAAUGCAAAGAAUGUGUACCUUUAUUAUAAGCUUUUAUUAUCAGCACAAUGACUGUCUUAGACAGUGAGGCAGUGAGGCAGUGGAGCAGUGAGGUGGCAGUGAGGCAGUGAGGUGGCAGUGAGGCAGUGAGGUGACAGUGAGGCAGUGAGGUGGCAGUGAGGCAGUGAGGUGGCAGUGAGGCAGUGAGGUGGCAGUGAGGCAGUGAGGUGACAGUGAGGCAGUGAGGUGGCAGUGAGGCAGUGAGGUGACAGUUAGAUGACAGUGAGGCAGUGAGGUGACAGUGAGGCAGUGAGGUGACAGUGAGGCAGUGAGGUGGCAGUGAGGCAGUGAGGUGACAGUGAGGCAGUGAGGUGGCAGUGAGGCAGUGAGGUGGCAGUGAGGCAGUGAGGUGGCAGUGAGGCAGUGAGGUGGCAGUGAGGCAGUGAGGAGGCAGUGAGGUGGCAGUGAGGCAGUGAGGUGGCAGUGAGGCAGUGAGGUGACAGUGAGGCAGUGAGGUGGCAGUGAGGCAGUGAGGUGGCAGUGAGGCAGUGAGGUGACAGUGAGGCAGUGAGGCAGUGAGGUGACAGUGAGGCAGUGAGGCAGUGUGUAUAUAAAUAUAUAGCAUAUAUAUAUAUAUCAGAAUGCAGAACAGGUCUGGCAGCAGUGAGGCUCAGACUCUGCUCCUGUUAGUUAGACUGAGUAGCGACUCUGUGUGUGAUGUCACACUUGUGAUGUCAUCAUUCGGGUCACAGGACAGCUGUCUGAAGAGUGUGAAGGUGUAAAGCAACACUACUGUAAUAGAUAAGUGUACUCAGUCCCCCUGUUUCUCUUCAGGGAUGGUUCAAUCCCGUAUCUGUUCAGAAAUGGUUUGUUCCAGGGAGAAAGGGAUGGAUGGUGUGUCAUAUCCCCCUCUGUUCAGAAAUGGUUUGUUCCAGGGAUGAACAGAUGUUCAGAAAUAGGUUGGUGUAUGAAUGUAAGGGAGGCUGUAGCUCUGAGUGGUUUGUUCUGAUUUGACACAGUUACACAGAUAGACGGUGUGUCAGAUUCUCCCCCGCUGUUCAGGAAUGGUUUGUUCUGGUGUGUGGUCUGCAGGAUGUGUGAGUUAGAUCAUCAGUCUGUUCUCACCUGGGGGACGUAGGGCACUCUCUCAGGAACACAGUGUUUUCCUUCAGAGCUGAGAUGAAAGAGUGUGUCUGUGUGAAAGUGGAACAAACCAUUCAUGCAUUCAUACCUGUAUCUGUCGAUGUGGACCAAACCAUUUCCAAAGCAGGGGGGGAUCCAAAACACCAAACAUCAUCCAUGCGCAGCAGUUUACCUUUCCACACUCCUGCGUUAUGUCAGCUUUAUGACCUCACAGUGUGACAUCAUACAGAGGUUAAAAUGCACAGUUCCGUCAGCGUGAUGUGGUUUGAACACCAGGAUGUUAAACACUUCCUGUCUGACUCAGUGGAGAUAAGCACUCAUAUUUACACAUCAUUUAAUCACGCUUCUCUAAUGCCCUCUUAAAUCUUCACUGCUUACCUUUGUUUAGUUUAAACUUCUGUGAUUAAACUUGCUCUCAGGGCUCGUUGUGUAAAUACUCACACACACACACACACACACACACACACACACACACACA
This is a messenger RNA of Pangasianodon hypophthalmus (striped catfish), 3260 nucleotides long. It is a transcript of the gene gps2, whose product is annotated as G protein pathway suppressor 2. The record is from RefSeq and is a predicted model, not a curated record. Gene Ontology annotation, biological process: regulation of transcription by RNA polymerase II. NCBI's taxonomy places the organism in Eukaryota, Metazoa, Chordata, Actinopteri, Siluriformes, Pangasiidae. Gene Ontology annotation, cellular component: transcription regulator complex. Gene Ontology annotation, molecular function: transcription coregulator activity.